AGACGACCACCCAAAAACGUCUACGCUGUUUGACCUCUUCCUCUCUCUUCCGCUGUCGGAACCGCCCCACCCUUGUCGCUUGUUUCUUUCGAUACGAUCCCGUCCCUAUUAAUCGCCCAUCCUUGGAUCUGAGAUCGCCCUCCUCCUCCUCGGCUCUCGUCCCAUCGGUCCUUUCCUCCACGCUCUCCGUCGAUCGUUCGAUCGAUUGACGCGAGACGGGAAGGAAAGGAAGAUGAGGGGUUUUGAUUCUCUUUGUCGUCCUAACAAUUUAGUCGGUCUAUCAGCUUUUAGAUCAUUCGACUCUUGCAGUGGCUGUUCGAGUCUCUAGCAUCUGGUUUCGUUUAUAUAGAAUGAAAUCAAUUCUUGAGGGCUAGAGCACUUGUCAUUGUUUCUCCCCAUUGUUCUCGUGGUCUAUGGAGCACCUCCCUGUGGAAGUCAUCGGUAAUAUACUUUCUCAUAUUGGAACUGCUAGGGAUGUCGUUGUUGCCUCCGCCACUUGCCGGAAAUGGAGAGAAGCCUGCAGGAAACACCUUCAUACCCUUUCUUUCAGGUCAGAUGAUUGGCCCCGUGAUAUCACAACCAGGCAGCUGGAGAUUCUCAUAACACAGACUAUAUUCCAAACGAUGGGAUUGCAGUGUCUUUCAAUUCAUAUGGACAAUGCACAUGAGUUUGCUGCUGCUCCAGUUAUUGCGUGGCUUAUGUACACCAGGGAAACAUUACGGAGCCUGUCAUAUAAUGUUCGCACGACACCAAAUGUGAACAUUUUAGAGAAAUGUGGUCGACAGAAGCUGGAGGCUUUGGAUUUGGAUCAUAAUUCUAUCACUGGGGUCGAACCAAGUUACCAGAGACUUACUUGCCUCAAAUCCCUUUCUCUAAGACAUGUUAGUAUCUCUGCCUUGGAUCUGAGCCUCUUGUUAGCUGCCUGUCCAAGGAUAGAGUCUUUGACUCUUGAUGCUCUAGAAAUUGUCACUUCAGAUUCUCAGUCUUCGAUGGAGCUGAGCAGUCAAACGUUGAAGUGCUUAUAUGCCAAAUCAAUAGGUGUGGAUAAGAUUAUUCUGGAGGCAGAUAAUCUUGAGAGCUUGCACCUAAAUGCCCUAAACCUUGAUUUUUUCGAGCUUAUUGGAAAGGGUACUUUAAAGCAUCUGAAGAUUGAUGAUGUUAGUGUUACUCAUUUGGAUAUUGGUGAGAGCAUGGACCAUCUACAGGUUGUAGACGUUAGUAACUUCAUGAUCAUGUGGCCCAAAUUCUACCAAAUGAUAUCUAGAGCAUCUAAACUGAGAAAACUCAGGCUCUGGGGUGUAGUGUUUGAUGAUGAGGAUGAGGUUAUUGAUUCAGAAUCUAUUGCUGUUUCAUUCCCGCAGCUUAAGCAUCUCUCGUUAAGUUAUGAGAUAAGGGAUGGACUGCUCCAUUAUGGAUUACAAGGCUCCUCACCAUUGGAAAAUGUGGAUGUACUGGAACUGGGAUGGACUGUAAUAAGCGAGCAUUUUGGACAUUGGGUUUUUGGGAUAAUUGAAAGAUGCCCAAACCUCAAGAAAUUAGUCAUCCAUGGUGCCCUUUCUGAGACUAAAACUCGUGAAGAACGUCAGAUGUUGGCCAAUUUUACCUCAUUUAUAGUUUGUCUUAUGAGGAAAUAUAUUCAGGUCGAUGUGCAGUUUGAGUAUGAGUGAUUUUUUCACAAGUCACUGCAAGGGUUCGGAUAUUCUAAUCUUGAGCUAUUCUUGUCAGUUGCAUCAGACAGCAGGUAGUUUGAAAUUUUCACUGCAGGGCCGUUACAUUCCAUAUUGGAAAUAAUCAUCUGAUUUAGCACUUGAGUGAAGCUGCAGCGUUCAAGAUAGCUAUGAAACUGGUGAGGCCAACAUGGUUAGCUGGAGGCGAACAACAUCUGCAUUAGCUUCGAAGAGAAUAGCGAUGCCGACCAAAUUGUGUUAUAACUUGGGAUGCUAAUGGAAAAGGUUGGACUUCGUCCCUUCAUCAUAGCUUCAAUUGGGAUCAUCGAGUAGAUCAGCACAAGCAUAGCAUCUAGCCUGGGAACCCAAAUCUUGGAAGAACAUGCUCUCGGUAGUAAGCUGUUGGGAGUUGAACAUGCUUAUUCUUGGUGUUCCAGUUAUUCUGAUGUAUCACAAGACUCUUCACCAAACUCUUUUUGAUCCUUUGAUCCUUCUUGUGCCACUAAACUCUUCACCAAACUUUGGGUCACUCUUCCCCAUAUUUGUUUUCUUUUGCUUCAAGUUCUAUGUUUAAGCAACAAUCAAGUUUUUUUUGUUGUAGAAAUAUGCACACCAGGAUUCUGAUGGGCAAGUUUUCAAUUUGGGCAAAAAGCCAUUUGUGGAA
Molecule: messenger RNA, 2331 nt
Organism: Musa acuminata subsp. malaccensis (wild Malaysian banana)
Lineage: Eukaryota; Viridiplantae; Streptophyta; Magnoliopsida; Zingiberales; Musaceae
Product: F-box/LRR-repeat protein At1g67190
Molecular function (GO): protein binding
Source: RefSeq, a predicted model, not a curated record